AUGACCAACGGCUUGGCACCUAGAAUGCCAUCAACGACAAAAACUAAUCAGUUACUUGUAGCACGUUCUUCCAUCUCCACUUCCCCCACGAUAGCCGCCGCGUCCGCUGCCUUGUGGACAGUCGCGAGCAAGGUGACCAUCCUCACCACAAUUAUAACAGCCGCGACUGCCAGAAGAGUACCCACCCCUUCCGUCACCGCCACCACGGCGGCCGCCGCCGCUACCUUGUGGGCAGUCGCGGGCGAGAUGACCCUCUUCGCCACAGUUGUAGCAGCCUCCACUAGCUUGUGGACACUCACGGGCGAGGUGACCCACUUCACCGCAGUUGUAGCAACCGCCACCUAG
Messenger RNA from Dibothriocephalus latus, 345 nucleotides. The record is from the annotation of a GenBank genome assembly. Lineage: Eukaryota; Metazoa; Platyhelminthes; Cestoda; Diphyllobothriidea; Diphyllobothriidae.